Lytechinus pictus (painted urchin) is the source of this 12085-nucleotide messenger RNA. Its product is annotated as protein dachsous-like. Gene Ontology annotation, cellular component: adherens junction; catenin complex; plasma membrane. NCBI's taxonomy places the organism in Eukaryota, Metazoa, Echinodermata, Echinoidea, Temnopleuroida, Toxopneustidae. Bases 84 to 8018 code for a protein of 2644 amino acids. The transcript has 18 exons. Gene Ontology annotation, molecular function: calcium ion binding; cadherin binding. Gene Ontology annotation, biological process: adherens junction organization; cell-cell adhesion mediated by cadherin; homophilic cell-cell adhesion. The record is from RefSeq and is a predicted model, not a curated record.
UGUGUGUCAUCAGUAGGCUGGAUAGGGACGAUGGACAGGGUGAAUACAACUUUGCUGUCAAGGCAACGGAUGGAGGAGGGCUCAUGUCGCAUGCCUUUGUCCAAGUGAUCCUGGAAGACAUCAAUGACAAUGUUCCUGUCUUUACAUCACUCAACUACAGAGGUCACAUUGAAUAUGAUGCUGCCAUUGGAACAGAGGUCAAACAUGUGGUCGCUGAAGACAAGGAUGCAGGCGAGUUUGGCCGUGUGACCUAUGCCAUCAACCCUGCUACCAAUGAUGGGACUUUCUCUAUCAAUCAAACUACAGGCCUCAUCACAUUGAUUGGUUCCCUAGACUGGGUCCAACACCCAGUCUAUAACCUUGAAGUCAUAGCUACCGAUGGGGGUGGACUGAUGUCUGCUAACCAUGCCCAGGUUACCAUCACAGUGGCUGGACCAGAUACUUCACCUCCAGAGUUUGAAUCCUCAUCCUACACCUUUGCCGUCCAGGAGAAUGCAGCUCAGGUUCUUGUCGGUAGGGUGAAAGCAACUCAUGCUGAUCCAGGUAUCACGUUUCCAAUUACCUAUACUUUGACAUCCGGUGAUCCCAAUGACUACUUCAGGAUCAACACCACAAGUGGGGAGAUCUUUACAAGAGGUUCUGGACCUGAUCAUGAAGAGCAAGCUUUUGUCCUUGUCACAAUCCAAGCAGCCAGUGGAAUGCCUCCUACCUAUGACGACGUCCAGGUGAACAUUACUGUCACCGAUAUCAAUGACAACAACCCACGCUUCAUGGCACGGACUGUACAUACAAGCAUUCCAGAAAACACACAGAUUGGAACUCCUAUCUAUGUUGCUACAGCCACAGAUCGGGACAGUGGCGACAAUGGAUUGGUGAGAUAUGAACUGGUAUCGAACCCUGGUAACACCUUCGGUAUAAAUGCAGAAACUGGUGAGAUCAGGUUGAUUAAAGAGGUGAGCUUCAACGAUCAGCUAAGCUUCGAGCUUGAAAUCCGGGCAUACGAUGCUGGAACACCUUCUCUCAAAGGUAAUCUGACCCUCACUGUCAUCAUCCUCGAUGUGAAUGACAAUGGUCCUGUCUUCACUCAAAGUUUCUAUCCAGUAUCCAUUCUUGAAAACAAACCAAUCAGCACCCCUGUUGUUCAGGUCGAGGCGACUGACAAUGACCGUGGCGCAAAUGCUCUCAUCACUUACACCCUUACGCCAAACGAUGACUCACCGUACUUUGCAGUCUUUCCUCGUGAGGGAUGGCUCUACACACGACAGGUCCUGGAUCGGGAGCUCAAGUCUGUCUUCAUCCUGAACAUCAUGGCUUCCGACGGUGGUAACCCUCCGCAGAACUCAUCUGCUACUGUCCAGGUGACUGUGGUAGAUGCCAACGACAAUGCUCCACACUUCACUAAGAGCAGCUAUCACUUCCACAUCAAUGAGAACCAACCGGCAGGUACCGAAGUGGAUCAGGUUGAAGCAGUGGAUCCUGAUCAGGCUGCUAAUGGACAGGUCUACUACAGUCUUACUCCAUCCGGGGAUUUUACCAUUGAUGACGAAGGUGUGAUAAGAACAACCCAUCCUCUAAACCGAGAGGCUGCCUACAGCUACAGGCUGACUAUCAGGGCUGUUGAUGGUGGAAACCCUGUCCUGAGCUCCUCGGCAACCGUCUACAUCAAUGUCAAUGACCUCAACGACAACAGCCCUGUGUUUUCCCAAGAUCGUACCUACCUAGCAUCAGUGAAGGAGGAGCAACCAGCUGGGGAGUUUGUGGCAUGGAUUGUUGCCUCAGAUGCAGACAGUGGAGUCCUAGGAAAUAUCUCAUAUUCACUUAUUAAUAGUUCUCCAAAGUUUGUAAUUGACUCCUCUGGUGUGAUCAGUACCGCUGCAUCUAUCGAUAGAGAAGACAUGGACUACUACACCCUGAUUGUCUUAGCCCAGGAUGGUGGUAACCCACCCAUGCAAGCAACUGCUAGUGUCAGGGUUCGUGUCUUGGACCUUAAUGACAACGUCCCAAUCGCUGCCAUGUCUGCCUACAUUUUCACAGCCGAUGAGAACAUCCACCCUCCUACAGUGGUUGGGGUGGUAUCAGCCUCAGAUAUGGAUGUCGGGGACAAUGGCAAGAUUUAUUACUACAUCACCGAGGGCAAUGAUUUUGAUGUAUGGGAGGUGAACCACAACACUGGUGAAGUUUACAAUGUGAGGGUUGUGGAUUAUGAGUUGGCAGCUCACUAUUCCUUGACGAUCAUGGCCCAGGAUAACAGUAUCCCUCAGACGCACUCCACGUCAAUUGAUGUCACUAUCAACAUCAUCGACCAGAAUGACAACACCCCUGAUUUUGACCAGAACCUGAUCUACCUGACCUUGCAGGAAAAUGUCGGUAUCAACCAUGUUCUCUGGACAGUAUCAGCAACAGAUGCUGACUCCGGUCCCAAUGGUAUCAUUCGCUACUCAAUCCUCACUGACCAAGACUUCUUUGCAAUUGACGAGUACACUGGUACUCUUCGCACCAUACAGAAUGUCGAUCGUGAAAUCAACCAUGUUUUCCUUCUGGUCAUCCAAGCACAGGAUCAGGCUGUCAAUGUUAGCGCAAGGAGGGCAGCGACCACUACGGUGGAAAUAAGGAUCUAUGACAGCAAUGACAAUGAUCCUGUGUUUGUGUCUAGGACUUCUACAGAUGUCAUGGAAGAUGAGCCUAUUGGGUUCAAUGUGAUUCACAUCAUAGCAACUGAUGAAGACAGUGGUGAGAAUGGGAGAGUUGGUUAUAGAAUCAUCUCAGGAAAUGAGGAUGGCAAGUUCAGCUUGGAUUCUGUAACUGGUUUGCUGACAAUCGCCCACUCACUUGACCAUGAGCACAAACGAGACUAUGAACUGGACAUCCUGGCCACUGACCACGGCACUGUCCAGCGAACGGCCACCCAGACCCUCUCCAUCAGGGUGAUUGAUGUGAAUGACCAACCACCACGCUUUGAGCAGUCUAUCUACACCAUGAAUGUCUCGGAAAGCCAAGUACCUGGAACCUACGUCGGAACAGUGGUUGCCAUUGAUCUUGAUUCAGGUAUCAAUGGCAGGAUAACAUAUGAGCUACCAGAGGAGAUAGCUAGAGGACUUUUCAGAAUCAAUUCUACAACAGGAGAGAUAAGAACGAUAUCUAUCCUUGAUAGGGAACAAAGGGACUCGUAUGUUGUUACAGUAUAUGCUAUGGAUGGAGCCUUUCCUGCCCGUUAUGAUAUGGCCACAGUUCUCAUCUAUGUGAUGGAUAUUAACGAUAACAAUCCGGUCUUUGCUCCACCAACGUUUGACAUCACCCUCCCCGAGAACCAGAGUCCUGGUGUUAUCCAUAACGCCAUAGCAACGGAUGCAGAUGAGGGACCAAAUGGGGAUCUCAUUUAUGAAAUUACAGGUGGGGAUCCAAAUAAUGCCUUCUCUAUCGGUCAAUCUACCGGUGCACUAUCAACAUUGAGGGCGCUAGACAGGGAAGAUGUAGCCAUGUACAUGCUCGUCAUUACCGCAAGAGACCAGGGCACAUCACCAAGGAGUGGCACCACGACCAUCCGUGUGACUGUGACCGAUCUCAACGACAAUGACCCUGUAUUUGACACCAUGUCAUAUUACAAGAGCAUUCCAGAGAACACUGCCAUCAACAGUUCUAUUCUUACAGUAGUUGCUGAUGAUGCUGAUGAGGGGCUGAAUGGUGAUGUGUAUUAUACCAUUGAUAAUACUACCGUAGGGCUGUUUACUAUAGAUCCAGAAGAAGGAGAGAUUAUGACCACUGGUAAAUUUGACUAUGAGAAGGAGACCCGCUACACAUUCCAAGUGACAGCCACCGACAACGGCAUCUUCGGUCCUCGCAGUGAACGUGUUCAGGUGACCAUCGAGAUCAGUGACGUGAACGACAACGCCCCGGUGUUCAAGACAAUUCCCAUCAGGGCAAACGUCACCCAGAAUGCAUCUCCAAACACCUUUGUGGCAAACGUUGAAGCAGAUGACAAGGAUUCAGGAAACAAUGGAGAAGUUAAUUACAGAUUUGCCCAGCAGUCCUCGUCCUUUGCUAUUGAUACUGUCACUGGGGUUAUCACAACAAAGACCCUAAACCUUGGCAUAUUGUUUUAUCACCUAGAGGUCAUGGCCUAUGACCUUGGGUCACCAUCAUUGACCAGCAAUGGCAUUGUAGAGGUAUGGGUUGGAACAUCUGGAUCUGGAGGCUUAGAGUUUAGUCAGCCAACCUAUGUAGUCCAACCAUCGGAGGCAGCAGACAAUGGAAACGUUGUCCUGUCACUACAAGCCUUUCUUCCUGAUGGAGGUCGCUCCGAUGAUAUCUUGUACAGCCUGGUCAGUGGGAAUGAGAAUGGAGCUUUCGGGAUCCAAGUCCAAUCAGGUGGAAAUGCAAUCCUUGUGGUUGCUGACACCACCAAACUGGACUACGAGACCCAACCCAACAUUAGGCUUGUGGUUGAAGCCAUGAGGACACCUGAGAAUUCCAGCCCUAUGUACGGCUAUACAACCGUCAUGGUGGGGCUGACAGAUGCCAAUGACAAUGCACCACAGUUUGUACAGGAUCGCUAUCAGAGCAGGGUGUGGGAGGUGCCCAAUUCAGAUAUAUAUGUUACUCAGGUAUCUGCAAGUGACGCUGAUGAGGGAACCAAUGGAGCUAUCUACUAUGAGAUCACCAAUGGCAACACUGACAAUGCCUUUGCCAUUGACCAAGUGACCGGGAUAGUGACCACAGCCAAGAGCUUGGACUAUGAGAUUGAAGAUACCUAUAUACUGACCGUUAUCGCAAGGGAUGGAGGGUCACCCCAGCUGACCGGUACAGCCACCAUGAGGAUUGGUAUUGUGGACGUCAACGACAACAGACCAGUCUUUGUCUCAAUGGAUCCAGUCAGUGUUAGUGAAGAUCUAGGUGUAGGUCUAUCCGUCACCACAGUAAUGGCUACUGAUUCAGACACCAAUCCCAACAUCCAGUACAGCUUCACACCCGAUGGCAACCCUGGAGGAUACUUUGCAGUUGACCAGUACAGUGGAAUCAUUACACUGGCUCACAGUCUGGAUCGUGAGACACAGGAUCGGUACAUGCUGGAAUUGGAAGCGACGGAUACCGAGUACACCACAACCACAACUCUUGAGAUCAUUGUCACAGAUGAGAACGAUAACGCGCCUGUGUUCCGUCAAGAAUCGUACCAGGUGACUCUUCCUGAACUAACCCAGCCCAAUGUUGCUGUUGUAGCAGUGAAUGCCUCAGACAAAGACAUCGGAGACAAUGCUGUUCUGACUUACAGCUUUGUUGAAGAUCAUCAGUCAUUCUACAUAGACCCAAUCACUGGUGUUAUCUUCACUGAUCAAGUCAUUGAGUUCAACAAUGUAGAGACGACCAUCCAGCUCUAUGUCACUGCCACAGACAGUGGAACACCAGCCCUUGCAGAGUUUGUCACAGUAAGAGUAGAGAUCACGGACGUCAACAACAAUUCCCCACAGUUUGUGGAGGACAUCUACAGUGCCACUGUGUCAGAGAAUGUAUCCCUAGGCCACCAUGUCAUCACUGUGGUUGCUGAGGACUUGGAUUUGUCACCAGAGAACAGUCAGAUCAGUUACUUUAUCGAGAGUGGCAAUGAUCAAGGGAAGUUCCAGAUCAAUGCAAAUGAUGGACGUAUCACUGUUCUAGAGAGACUUGACAGGGAAGCAACAGACUCCUACACACUGAUUGUCGGUGCUGUUGACAGUGGAGAACCCAAGAACAAUGCAACUGCUGAGGUGGUCAUAGAGGUUGAGGAUGUCAAUGACCAUGCUCCCAUCUUUGACCAUGUCCAGUAUGAAGGAAGGAUUGCAGAGAAUGCUACAGUGGACACUUACAUCUUGACAGUACAUGCUUCAGAUAGGGAUAUCGGAUACAAUGGGGAGAUAGAGUACAGCAUUGUAUCGGGUACAUACAGUGAUCUCUUUGCCAUUGAUGUUACAAGUGGUGCAGUGACUGUCAGAGGAGAAUUAGACCGGGAGGAAGUUGAAACAGUUGAGUUCACCGUCCAGGCCAGUGACCGAGGUAUGGAAGACCAGCUUGCCUCUGUGGUCUUGGUCACAAUCACCAUCACUGACUUCAACGAGUUUCCUCCGUACUUCCCACAGCUAUUCUAUCACUAUGUGGUCCCAGAAAACAUGCCUGUAGAGACGUACGUCUUCACAGCAGUUGCUCUGGAUAAUGAUGCAGGGGAAUAUGGAGAGCUGACCUACUCUAUCCGAGGUCUGGGUUCCUCAAACGGAGAUGAUUUCUUCACCAUUGAUCGUGUCACAGGAGAAGUGUUCACCUCGGCAAUCUUUGACUACGAAGCCACCAACAGCUACCGCUUUGUUGUCCAAGCCCAAGACUCUGGAGGUCUAAGCAUAUCCAUUCAGACCGAGGUCAACAUCACUAGCAUGGAUGAAUUCCCUCCAGUAUUCAAUGAUCAGGAAUACAACUUUGAAAUUGGCGAUGGAGCGGAUACUGGUGAUUAUGUUGGCCAGGUGACGGCUACCGAUGCUGAUGGUGGUGAGGAUGGCAUGGUGAUCUAUAGUCUCGUUCAUGAGUUCUUUUACAUAGAGGCCUCCACAGGAAUCAUCAGGGUUUCAAAGCCUUUGAACUCCAGUGCUAGGAAGAGGAGAGGGUUGGAAGAUCGAUUCUUGCAUAGAUCCAGACGAGAUAUAGACCUCAGUGCCCAGAACAACUUUGCUCUCCUGAUCACAGCCAGUACUGGUAAACCUGGUUCCUUGACAGAACGUACAACUGCUGCAGUCUCUGUAGUUAAUGCUGCUUCCCCCAUUCCUGUUUGGGUUAUUGCGAUUGUAGUUGUAGCGAUACUUAUCAUCCUCGUUUUUGUUGUAAUUGGGAUUAUAUUGGUAUGCAGGCAACGCAGGAGAAGACAUAAAAAGGAGGCUCAGGCUGACAAACGUAGUGUGACUGGAUCAAUGUCUCCACGUUCCUAUGAUGUAACCUUUGACCCUGUUGAAAUGGGAGCGCAAGGUAUGGUCAACCACGGUAUGAACUCUUCAGGUCACUUCCCUCACAGGCAGCUCUAUGGCAUACCAGGUUCUGGUGGUGGUAUGGGCCACACCAACAUCUCUGAACCAUCCAACUCUGCUUCCAGCGGGAGAGGCUCAACAACCAUGGAGGAUGAGGAGAUUCGGCGAAUCAAUGAGGGUGGGGUGGGAGCUCCAAAGAACAGCGUCCGGGAGAAAGUCAUCGAUUCCGGUAUUGCACAGGAUCACGAGGAUGGAAGUGUUUCUGAUAUAAAUUCUCCAAGAGAGAAGCACCUGAAUUACUUGAACUCAACAAGUGUGGAAAGCAUGCAUGUAUUUGGUGAGGAAGGCGGUGGGGAAGCUGGGGGUGGUAUUGACAUCGGUCAUCUUAUCUAUCAUAGGUUAGAUGAGGUUGGGGCAGAGGAAGACGAUGCCAUCAUGGAUGGAACCAGAUUGUUUGGAUUCACUGAAGAUGGCCAUCCUUCUAUGGCAGGCUCACUGAGCUCUAUUGUAAAUAGCGAUGAAGAACUAUCAGGGAGUUACAACUGGGAUUAUUUAUUAGACUGGGGACCACAGUUUCAACCUUUGGCACAUGUUUUUGCCGAAAUUGCCAAGCUGAAGGAUGACACGGUGGCAAAGAGGCAAACAACAGAUCCCAGGCUGCAACAGAAAAAGAGCUUGCAUGCCAACGUGAAGAACUAUCCACCACCUUUAUUAACGAACACUCCGCAGGGCCCUAUCAAGCCUGUAGCACACCGAGUGCUGAAUAAUACCUCUAUGUCAAACCAUUCCCAACACUUGCCAAGAUCACCUGUUGUUCAAGAGAGCGCUUUUGUACCCGCUGUCGUCUCUCCCGACCUCUCCCCUUCGCUCUCACCUCUUGCCCCAGGUUCAACUUCCCUUUCGCCACUAGUCACAUCAACAGGGGUCAGCUCACAGAGCAGUAGGGUGACGUCAGGCACAACCACACCCCAAAGAAUGCACUACGGUGGGGGCAUUGUCUUCACCCACCCUACGGCAAAUGAUGAAGAGAUCCAAAUAUAAUUCACUUGAACAUUCCAUUUGUCUCAUGAACCCUAUGCAUUGACAACUCUGUAUCUGUUGCAUUAUGUGAUGCACAUUUUGACUUUAGUUAUAUUCCUUUUGUUUUGUUCCCAUUCUGUUAUUUUUCACAAAUUUAAUUGUAAUUGUAUUCAUAUCAAUUAUUGUCAUGGCAUUGUGAGUGUCGGGUUAGAUGAAUGUGAUGGUGCUUAUACACUAGAAGGUAGCAGGCUUUAACUAAUGUGAACUACUUGCAUGUAUUUGAAAAGUAAUUUCAAUACCAGUUAUUGAAAAAUAUAUGAAAUGAGUACUGCAGCAGAUCUUACUUGUCCAGUUUUACCUUGCAUAAAAUGUGCCUUGAGUGCUCGUUGCUGCAGUUAAAUUGUUUCUUCACACAGUUGUUUUAGCAUGAGUGUUUCAUUGCUUUUUAGGUAUUGUAAAUACUAUUUGCUCAAAUUCCACUCUAUGUAUUGUAUUCAUCUUAAAUUGUUAAAAAUCAAAAUUUUAAAAGAGAAUUCUAAGAAACCUUGAUCUUGUCUAGUAUAAAUGAACUUUGAAUACUGGUUUAAAUGGAUGCAAGCAAGCCAUUUAAAAUUCUCAUUCUUUGAGAAGUAUUGAAUCUUUGUGAUGUGUUACACAUCAAAUUUGUGUUGCAUUUGUAUUUUCAUGUCAAUUAAACAUUGUUGUCUAUAGACAAGCAAUUUUUGUUAGCACUUGAUGUAUAAAUAAAUUGAAUCCUCAAUUAUUGUGAAUUUUAAACAUCUCAUUUGAAAUAACUUGGACGUUAUGUAUUUAAUGUUAAUUACUUGCAAUUAAUUUUGACAAAAUUGAGUUGUUUUAUCAACUGCUAACUGUGCGUUGCUCUUUUCUUGUAUUGUUGUUGAAUAUUAGCACUUGUAUGAAUUGCGCAUUGGAGCACUUUCAAAGAAAUAUUGAAAACUUGUGCUGCAUGAACUAUCUCUUUUUAAUGUGCGCACUCUUUCAAAUUUUUAACAUACUGAAAAAUAUUUCAGUAAACCUUGAUUUUGCAAGUUAUUUUUACUGCACUAUUGAAUAUCAUCAAAAAAUGAUGCUUGCUUGCAUCCUAUAUAUGACUUGAGUUGCUCUCACUCUAUAUAGAGCAGUGGUCAGUUUGUCAGUGAUGGUUGAGUGACCAUCUGGACAAUUCUUAACAGAAAUUCUUGAAAUGAUUCUUGUUCGGUCAUUUAUCGUUACGUGAAACACAGUCAUUUUAUUUUUAAUCCAGCAUUGAUGUCUUCUGCCAUAAUACUUUACAAGGCAAAUGUAUUCUAACUUAAUGAAAAACAACAAGAUUGCAUUUUUUUUAAAAGAAUUAACUAAACAUAAUGCUUGUGUUGAUUUAAAAGCCCAUAUACUUAACCAUCUAAUAUUUUGUGAAUAUCACGGACGUUUUGAAGAUCAGCCUUUGGCUGAUGUACAUGUACUGUGUUGAAAUAAAAUAAAAUGAAAAAUGAAUUAAACAGUUCUCUUUCAGUCAAUAAAGGUCUACAAAGCUGCGUUAUGGUCUCAUACAUCUGCAUUAUUGCAGUACUUCUGUCCAGAUUUCUCAUUGGUCACUUUAAAUGUCAUUGACCUUCAUGACAGACACUUGACCGUUGCUGAAUCGUGAAAGCAACUUAAGUCGUCUGAUCAGUAGGAUUUCUUGAGUAACAUUAAACUUAGAAUAAGUCAACUAUAUGUUCAUAUUUGAAUGCAUUUUUAUCCUGUACAUUACACUACCAGUACCAAUACUGCUUUGCAGUUCAUAUGUAAAUGUAGCAAUAUUGUUCAUGAUAAAGCUCCUUAUAUAGCAUUUUAGAAACACAGUAAUUUUAUUUUUAAUCCAGCAUUGAUGUCUUCUGCCCUAAUACUUUACCAGGCAAAUGUAUUCUAACUUAAUGAAUAACAACAAGAUUGCAUUUUUUUUAAAGAAUUAAUUAAACAUAACUUUUGUGUUAACUAAAAGCCCAUCUACUUAAUCAUCUAAUAUUUUGUGAAUAUCAAAUUUGAUCUUCUUAAAAGAUAAUGGUGAGACUUAGGAAGGGAUGUUUUGCCCAGAGCUUUUUAAUAUCGAUGGUGAAAAAAACCCAUCUUAUAAACAAUAUUCUAUUGUAUUCAAUCUAAUGAAUAGUAUUCAAAUUAGUAAUUCAUUCACUUCAUAUGAAACAGUCACAAUUGUCAUCCAUAUAUUAAUAAGAAAUUUGUUUAUUGGUUAUAAGAAGUACUGAAAGUUGCUAAAAAUAUUUUCUUGCUUGAAAUAUCCCAUAACUGUUAUCCGAGAACACAGUACUAACUUUUACAUUCAUCACAAUAGUACUGAAUACAACAGAGUACAAUGUUUUUCAAAUUGUGAUUAAUUUUAUAACAUCAGUAAGAACUUACCACUUUAAAAGUACUUACAUUUCUACCACUAUUUAGGGUUCAUUGUGCAUGAUGUUCUGUACAUUGCAUCAGAUAUAUAUAUGUAACUGUGAAAUAAACAUAUGUUCAUGACAGGGUUUUUAGCUUUUUGAAAAUGAUGUAAAAUAUUAGCAGCAGUAUAACCUGCUUCUGCUGCUGAGGUUCACCCUAAAUUUGAUGAAAUAAAUUCUAUUUUGCAGUAAGUUGUACAAGGCCAUGAUUCUUAUGCAGUAUUAAUACAAGCUUUGGAAUUGUUAGUUGUUAAAAAAUGUGUCUUCCAACACAAUAUGUACCACCUAUUCAUGUCCUUGUUGUGGAAUCACAUUGUAUUUUCUUCCUGAUGUGAGAAAUUUAUGGUCAGUGAUCUUCAGUCUUAUGUAAAUGUGGAUAUAAGGAUUAGGAUGUCCAUUAUUUGUAAAGCAGUUACCAAGUGUCUCUGUCACUAAGUUUUCAGAAGUUCCUGGAAAUCUCACAAAUACAUCUGUUAAUGUUAUAACAAAUGUGAUUCGUGACUAUUUUGGUUUACCUUGUUUCAUUAUGAUUAGGCUAUGAAUGGUACUCCAGACCCUGACAUAUUAGAGACCUCAUCCACGUAAGUAUGUGAUGAUACUCAAAAAGGAGCUUAAAGCAAUGCAUGUACUUGAGGCAAUCGGAAAAGGGGGAAAAUCUAUCUUUUAUGAAUGACAUUCUGGUCACCCAGCAUAAUAUUGGUUGAAGCAUACUCCUAUUUAGGAUGUAUUGUCACAUGUAGAAUUACAAUAGGAUUUAGAUGAAGGCCUGUCUUACAUUCUUCCUUCAAUACCAGAAAGACAUAACCUCUAUGCUUUGUCAGAGACUUCAAACCUUUUUGCACUUCACUACACUAUUGAUCUAGGGUUUUAAAUAACAGUAUAGCUGUCUGUAUAACAGUAAACUUCCAUGAUAUUACAGUGGUACAACAUUUAUAGAAAUCAUUGAUGAUAUUCAUUAAUCUACUUAAUUGGUAACGUAUAAUUUAGAAAUUCAAAUUUAUUAUUAAAUUAUAUCAGGGAUAAAAGGAAUAUAAACUAUCACAGUGGAUGCAUAUUGAGCCUUGAAAAUACAAUUUUUGCUUGGGUUCUCAAAGUUAUAAGAUUUGUAAUGCUACAUUAAUUUAAACUAAUUGUAAACAAAACUUAUACAGUUAACUGUAUCUUUUAGAUAAAACAAAAGUCAAUUAUGAACUUCAUAGCAGGCACUCUCUUUUAUUAAUUUGAUAUGAAAUAUCAGAAAUUGUUUAUUAAGAGGUUUUUGUUUUCCAAUACGUGAUGUUGGAACUCUGUUAAAGGGAUCAUUUCUUUUUACAAUUUUUUAGCACUUGAAUUUUAGCAUUACAAUAACAGGACCAUAUGUAGCAAUAUAAAAACUAACCUUUGAAUUCAUCAAUACCAAGUGGACCAAGCCUGCUUGGUUUGUUAUAUAUGUUUAUCUUUGAAAAUGUGUUUUUACCAAAGCCUUUGUGUUCAUUGUUUUGAAAAUAUUUACAUAUUUAUUUGUAUUCAUUCAUUGAAGGAACCCUCGUUUCCUUUGAAAUUUUAUUCAUGUGAAAAUGUAUUCAUAAAUGACUUUGCUUUGAGAGGUAUUGUUAUUACAUUGGUGUAUAUAUUGAGAAUUUGUCUUUUCCUGAAGCCAAAUAAAGAAAUUUAUACUUA